Messenger RNA from Anopheles nili, 404 nucleotides. RefSeq names its product MICOS complex subunit Mic10-like. The record is from RefSeq and is a predicted model, not a curated record. Bases 125 to 337 code for a protein of 70 amino acids. The transcript is spliced from 2 exons. Gene Ontology annotation, cellular component: MICOS complex; mitochondrial inner membrane; mitochondrion. Lineage: Eukaryota; Metazoa; Arthropoda; Insecta; Diptera; Culicidae.
ACAAGUGUAUUUCAAUUUUGUGUUUCCGAAAUAAUUAAUUCUAUUGUCUUUCUUCUUAGAUCGCAUAUAAAUAGUUCAGGCGUUUCACUCAUUAUCUUGAGAAAUAUUGCUUCAUUUUUUAAAAAUGGGUCAAACAAACGCAGAGGAUGUUUUUGGGAAAAGAAUAGAUCGUUGCUUAACAGAUGCCUUACUGAAAUUUAGUGGGGGAAUAGCAGUGGGCACUAUUCUUUCGUUGCUGUUCUUGAAACGUCGCUCUUGGCCAAUAAUAAUGGGAUCUGGCUUUGGUGUUGGUAUAGCCUACAACAGUUGUGAACGUUCAUUAAACUCAAUUAGAUAAAAUGUUAAAUUUAUCUGUAACUGUGGUGUGUUAAGAGUUCCUAAUAAACAUCGUAGUCUUUUGAGCU